Messenger RNA from Striga hermonthica, 376 nucleotides. The record is from the annotation of a GenBank genome assembly. Lineage: Eukaryota; Viridiplantae; Streptophyta; Magnoliopsida; Lamiales; Orobanchaceae.
AAGAACAUCGGAGACACAAUCCAAACUUGGGUUUGAAGAAUAAAGUCAGAAAAAGCAAAAGUCUCCGAUCAACCGAGAUGGCAGAACAUAUAAAUUUACUUAAGGCAUGGAAAAAGAACCCUAACCGAUCUCAAAAUGUUGUCGACGAACCAUCAUCGACAAGGGUGGAGCCGACUCCAGCUAUUGUGAGCGAGUCAGCCACUGUGGAUAAUCAACCGCUCACUGUUGAGCCAAUACAACAAGUUAUAAUGCCAUCACAUGAGCCCAUUGCUGAAACCGAAGUCUCGCAGGAAAUGCCUGAAGAACCUGCUCUGAGCUUGGUAAGUCGUCGUAAACGAUCAAGUGUAUCUCAUGUAGCAGAGCAGAUGAAGAAGAG